AUGGAGACAUUUUGUUAUCUGGAAUAUAUUUCCAAUAGUUGCAACAUAGCUGAUUUCAUAAAUAUGUGGCUCUCCAUAAUUGACAGCAUGGAAAUCUGUGACCGCUCAAUCAUUUUUGCUGCUGCACUGCUUCCCCGUUGUGGAGUCUCGACGUUGGACAAGUGUUUCAGGAUUGUGCAAGGAUUAAUUGAGCGCUGUCCUGAAGCCGUUAACACAUUUCUAAUGUUCUACAGCAUGCUUUAUUCAAAAUCAUACUUCGAAGUAGAUAGGCGAACAGUUCUGAAUGCCAUCCGUGGUCUUUUCAUCAACAGGUUUGCUGUCACUCCGGCUGUCAAUUUUCUGUCGCUAGUAUGUCGCCAGCCUGGUAAGGAACGCAGCGUUGCUUAUGAUCUACUCUGUGAUUUGGUUGCAAAGUUUCCCACCGCUUUCGAUGUUGUGAAACCACUGGCGCAUCCAGCUGAGUCGGAUUCUCCUGAUCUGCUUGAAGACAAACUCAAGCUUAUGGCCGCUCUCUGUAUUUCUACGUACGCCAAUGAUCUUGUUCCACUAAAACUUUGUUCUGGUAUUCCUGCAUACAAAUCUUGCAUGAGUUUCUUCAUAUCACAGCAUUUCAGUGACCGAUCUGAUGAACUUCUCCCUUCUCUUUCCGUUCUGCUAAAGAAAGACGCUACAGUGGUCAAAGCGGCUAUUUCUGUUGUUCUUGCUCUCUGCAAAGAAGAGAUUCUUGAUGUGAGCACCAUUCGGAAGCAGCUAGGGAGCCGAGUUCGGCAGACUGGAUUUGAGGUAGCUCUUUCAAGUUACUGCGACAUUCUUGCCACGAGCGCCGCUCUAUCUGGAGAGGAUGAAGAGGUUUGG
Molecule: messenger RNA, 855 nt
Organism: Ostertagia ostertagi
Lineage: Eukaryota; Metazoa; Nematoda; Chromadorea; Rhabditida; Trichostrongylidae
Source: the annotation of a GenBank genome assembly